This is a messenger RNA of Raphanus sativus (radish), 1645 nucleotides long. RefSeq names its product zinc finger protein WIP3. The transcript has 2 exons. Gene Ontology annotation, cellular component: nucleus. The record is from RefSeq and is a predicted model, not a curated record. NCBI's taxonomy places the organism in Eukaryota, Viridiplantae, Streptophyta, Magnoliopsida, Brassicales, Brassicaceae. The coding region runs from base 100 to 1119 and encodes 339 amino acids. Gene Ontology annotation, biological process: regulation of gene expression; anatomical structure development. Gene Ontology annotation, molecular function: DNA-binding transcription factor activity.
AAAAAAGAACCUAUACACAUCAGGAAGGUUGAAUAAAUAACCUCUACUACUAAUCUAACACAUUUUCGUGGAGAGAAAGAGAGAUAGAGAGGGAGAGAGAUGAAUCUUCAUGAGAAGGGUUUAACUUUUAAGUCUUCAGGCUUCCUUGCAUGGCUUAGAGCAUCUUCUAAUUCUUCUUCUCCUUCUGUAUUAUUCCCUAUGAAGAUGAAAGAUGUUGUAUCAAGAUCAUAUCAUCAAAGUCAGAUGAACAUUUUGGAACGAUCUCUAUUCUUAUACCAACCACAAGAACCACUCAACACAAACACUACGUCUAUUCAAUGUUUGCCUCUUCUAAACAAGCUCAUGGAAGAUGAAAGUCAAGCAUCCGAUGAUAUCAAAGAAGAGAUAGAUGAUGAUGUGGUUACCCUCCAAAUCGGAUUGCCUACCUAUCACCGUGGUAACUCAGUGGAGGAUGACUCAGAUACAACUUCCGAGCAUCAUCAGAAAAAGUCCAUUAAGAGAGAGAGAAUAGAAGAUGGUGUGGUGAUGAUGAAGAAGAGGAUAAAGAUGACGUUUGAGCAGAAGAUGAUUGAUGAUAUGGAAGUCUGUGGGAAGAGAUUUUGGAUACCAAGUCCGGCUCAGAUUCAUGUCGGUCCAAUGCAAUUUGCUUGCUCUAUUUGCAGCAAAACCUUCACUAGGUACAAUAACAUGCAGAUGCAUAUGUGGGGACAUGGAUCAGAGUUCAGAAAAGGAGCUGACUCUUUGAAGGGUACAACCCAACCUGCGGCUAUCCUGAGGCUGCCAUGUUAUUGCUGCGCGGAAGGAUGCAAGAACAACAUCAACCAUCCGCGUGCCAAGCCCUUGAAGGAUUUUCGUACACUUCAGACACAUUACAAACGUAAGCAUGGCUCCAAGCCUUUCUCUUGUGGAAAAUGUGGCAAAGCGUUGGCCGUUAAAGGUGAUUGGAGGACCCAUGAGAAGAACUGUGGAAAGCUUUGGUAUUGUACAUGUGGAUCAGAUUUUAAGCACAAGAGGUCUCUUAAGGACCACAUCAAGUCCUUUGGCCAUGGACAUUCUCCUCACCCGUCUCUUUCUUUUGAUGGGUUUGAGGAGGAUACGGAAUGUGUCACCACGGAGUGAUAGAGAUGUUAGAUAAACACACCGGGUGACUCUGAUAAUCAUCGAUAUAUCCGGUAAGAUCUGAAUUUUCUAAUGUUGCUUCGUAACUAUGCACCACAAAACAUCUCAAGUCUACCAAAGAAUUUUUAUCUUGAAAAGGGAGAAAUUCUUUGUUAGACUUGGACUCUGAUAUUUAAAAAUAUAGCAAUUUUUCCAAAGAAAAUGAAGCAACAUUUUAAAAUUUAGAUCUUUUACUUGUGAUAUUUACGACGAGUCUACAUAGAACCCGGUGAGGAUUAUCUAAUACUAAUAAAAUUUAAGAUAUUGGUUUCACGUAGUUUGUGUGUUUAGCUAAGUACUAUGGCAUGUGAUUUUCUUAUUUAAUAAGGGUGAUUAUCUCUUGGAAUUUUGUGAAGCACGUGAAUUUUCUGUUUCUCUUAAUGUGUUUGCUUGUAUUAGAAGAGAAAAUUGGUGUGCUUCACUUCAUUAUUGUACGAUAAUCCUCAAUAUAGACCCUUGAUAUAUUUUGUAAUCUCUUUUUUCACUA